Molecule: messenger RNA, 2511 nt
Organism: Musca domestica (house fly)
Lineage: Eukaryota; Metazoa; Arthropoda; Insecta; Diptera; Muscidae
Product: fasciclin-2
Exons: 7
Coding region: 545-2227 (560 amino acids)
Biological process (GO): homophilic cell-cell adhesion; synapse organization
Cellular component (GO): neuronal cell body; axon; plasma membrane
Molecular function (GO): axon guidance receptor activity; protein binding
Source: RefSeq, a predicted model, not a curated record
UUGAAAAAAAAUUGGAAAAAAAAAUAACGAAACAACAACAAAUUUACUACAUGGUGGCCAUAUUUGAAUGGACCCAUUCCGCCUGCUGGUCCAUAGUCAUCGUCACAGUUUAUUAACGUUAAAACAUAAAGCCAACAACAAACAGUAAUAAAAAUUCUGGCCCAGCAACUGUCAAUAAACCAAACAACAACAAAAACCAAAAUAACAAUAACAGAAGUGCCAGCAGCAGCCUCAGCAUCAGUCACAUCAAGGAUUAUUGGCAAAGUGUAAAACAAAAAAAUCACAAAAACCCCCCUUUAAAAAAGGCUUAACGGCCCACAGCGAACCCAUCAACCGAAAAAACUAACAACCACUGCAAAGAAAUCACCAACAUUCAAGCCAAAUAAUAUUUGUCACCAUUAUUCGAAUUUUUUUCUUUGGCAAAAAAACCAAAGACUUUUUUUGGUUUUGUUACAACAUUGUCCAUAACAACCAACAGCAGGAGUAGCGGGCCGUAGCAGCAGCAUCAACUCAUUCAGCGGAAUCAGCGUUGCAGACUCUAACCAUGGAUUUAUUAACGUUUUUAUUGUAUUUCCUCUUUACACAGAAUGUUGCAACCUGGGAACAAAUGACAAAUGACCUCACAACAACCACAUACCGAAGCACAAGUACCAGUAGCAGUACCACCACCACCACCACCCUCAGUACUUCGACCCGCCCCAGCACGCCCAGCAAAAGUAAAAGUAGUCUAAGUUCCAACCCACUAUCAUUAACCAGAAAUGGACGAAGCAUAGAGACAAAUAUUUACAGUUCGUCGGCGGGGUCGACGGAUGCCGAGAAUCAUCUUAUCCAGCUCACACCUUUGGCACCGCCCACAUCGCACUUUGUCAAUGAUUCUUUUAUAGUUUUUUGUCGCACACUACCGCCACCCACACCGACAACGCCCACCAUCACCACGACGGAGGGCAACACAACGUCAGCUGCAUCAGCGACGUCAACAACUGUAACAACGGCGACGGCGGCGGCGCCUGCCAACCAAGUACAAAGAAAAAUCGAGAUUAAAUGGAUUGAUCCCAAAGGCAAAGUACGAAAGAACACCAAAGGACGUGUCCACAUCGAGAAACGUGGAGAAUCAACAGCUUUAGUCUUCGAACAUAUGUCAUUGGAAGAUUCUGGCAAUUGGACAUGUGAGGGUAGCAGCAAAGAACAAAAGGAGAGAAAAACAUUCGAGUUAUCUGUGGUUGAAAAAAUCUCCUUUGACAAAGUGGAAAUGGUGCAAUCGGCCCGAGAUGGCCGGGAUGCCACGGUGUAUUGUAAAGUGCGAGCUGAGCCUGCACCCUCGAUUACAUGGCAGUUCAAUGGUGAUCCUAUACCGGCGUACAAUGGAACCAAUCUAACAGCUAAAUAUGUACCCUUUUCCGAUGGCCUGGUGAUAAAGGAUGUGACCCAAGCAGAUGCUGGCGAGUAUACGUGCCGGGCGAUGCGUGUAACGACGGACUUUGUCGAUGCUGCUCAGAUAACGAUACUAUUGAGGAUACAACAUAAGCCAUAUUGGUUCGAUAACAGUACAUCAUUGCUGCAAUAUGCCUACAUUGGCGGCGUAAAGAAUAUAUCAUGCGAAGCUAUGGGCGAACCGCCACCAUCAUUUGCCUGGCUGCAUAAUGGCCAGUCGAUACGUGGCAGCAACUAUCGCAUCUUCUAUGGCGACUACAGUUCAACGCUGCAGAUACACGUGCUGAACGAGACACAUUUGGGCGAUUACAAGUGUAAGGUGGCCAAUCCGCUGGGCACCCUGGAACGUGUCAUCAAACUGAGCAAGGGCCAAAAGCCGGCUGGGCCGUCACGUUUUCAAUUGAAACGAAUAUUUACGGAUGGCUUUGAGCUGGACAUACGUUCGGUGAAGUACAGCAAUGUCGAGGAUAAUAUGAACACGCUGGGCUAUCGGGUGGAGUAUAUGAGUGAAAGUGAGCUGAAGUUUAGUGCGGGCAACUGGAGUUAUGCCAAGCGAAAAGAUUUUCUCUUUCAUCGAGAUGGCCGUCGCUUUGUCAUUUCCGGCUUAAAGUCCAACACCACAUAUCUGAUGCGCGCCGCCUCACGCAAUCUGGCCGGUCUCAGCGAUUGGAGUGCGGUGAAAAUUUUCGCCACAUUGGAAAAUCUUGCCAGUCACACCGUCACAUUUGUCACCCACCAUGUCAUCAUCAUUUUCGCCCUUGGUUACUGGGCGAACUCGCUGCUGAGACAUUUUUAAUUUCCGUUUCCGUUAACUUGUCAAUUUAUCAUUUUACGCUUAGGUUGAUUACGCGCUGCUGCCUUUUAUUUCUGUCUUCUGUCGUUAAUUCGAUGUAAUAACCGAAGAAGCUUAGCUUUUUUUAAACCAAACUAACAAACAACAAAAAACAAGUAUAGGAAAAAUAUAAAAAAAAAGUAAAUGGAAAUUGUAUGAAAUGAAAUGUAAAACCAAAAAAUGAUAAAUGAAUCCCUGACAAAAAAAGAGGAAGAAAAAAAUACAUCCACACACCCAAAGAGAUCCUG